Molecule: messenger RNA, 4125 nt
Organism: Sardina pilchardus (European sardine)
Lineage: Eukaryota; Metazoa; Chordata; Actinopteri; Clupeiformes; Clupeidae
Gene: mov10a
Product: Mov10 RNA helicase a
Exons: 22
Coding region: 124-3141 (1005 amino acids)
Biological process (GO): regulatory ncRNA-mediated post-transcriptional gene silencing
Cellular component (GO): P granule; cytosol
Molecular function (GO): RNA binding; 5'-3' RNA helicase activity
Source: RefSeq, a predicted model, not a curated record
UGUAGUAGCCUGUGCCACAGUUCGUCUGAGAGCAUGUGAAUUGGGCACAGGGGGUCCCAAUCAAAUCGUCAAACUAAUUUCGUUCAUGUUUACAACAUUUAGCCUACAUCGCAGUGGAUCGUCAUGCCUGCCCUCAAAGCGCUGCUAGAGACGGGACUGGACUUUGUAGAAUUCUUGGGAGAGAGGAAGUCGAAAACAAGUAUAAAUGAACUGAAGGAUAUUUACAAUUUGGAAUUCAAAAGGAAUGGAGCCAAAGAUCACAAGUUCUGCAGUGUUAUCUACGCCUUACAGAAAAACAGCAAAGCCACCAGAAAACAAGGCAAAAUAUAUUUAAAUGUAACACCUCAGGUGAGAGUGUACUACUGUGAUCAGUGGAGAAGACCAGCCAAGCCAGAUGGGAGGGCUGCAGACAACGGAACAAGUGCACCACUUUCCCCUCUCUCCACCCAUUCUACCUCUCCAUCUAUGAUGAACCCGGUCCUGACGCCGAAGAAGAAGCUGGCCAAAGAAGUAGUUAACAAGCUCAAGGUGAACAGGGUAAAGUUGAUCUCUGACAAAGGUGGCAUCCAGAUAUCCUCAGAUCCAGUGGCAACCAAUGGCAGGAUUCACCUCAACAUCCAGGAACUUGGAAAGGUUGUUGUCGUCAAGUUCCACAUUCAAAACAUGGCAGCAGAUUCCAUCUAUUUCAACUACUACACUGCACUCCACCGGAUCCGCUGCUUCACUCUGGUGGAUGAGAAAAGAGUCACCCGGGUCUCUUCCCUUCUUCUCUGCCCAGGUGACCGCUACGUUGUGGAGGUGCACUACCAGCUACACCACUAUGGCCACUUCCCUGCCUCCAUGUACUUUGAGUUCUGCGCCGACCCGCCCACCUCCUCCAAGCCCUUCUGCAUUGUCAGGGAGAUGGAGGCCGUGGCCAUGACCCAGCUGGCUGUAGAGCUGGGACCCGUAGCCCCCUACAGCCCCAGGCAGGGGGCCAUGCUCCAGGCUGUGUGCACUGUGGUGGAGGAGGGAGAACCUCCAGAGAGUUUUGUCACCCACUCGCUGAAAAGUGUUGUGAAGCUGAAGGAAUACCAAUACCCGAAGUACCUUAAAGACUUGGCCAGGCAGAGACUGGAGGACUCGGAGUAUCUGUCUCCUGCUGCCAGACAGCAACUCCCAGUGGUGAGGGGUGUGCUGGACUCGCCCCUGUCCAUGAAGAGCUACUCCAGACGCUUCCACCUGCUGCUGCACCUGGAGGAGAUCCAGAUGGAGGUGGACAUCAAGAAGUACGACAUGCACGCCCAGACCAUGACCCAAGACAAGAGCAACAGAAAGCUCCUCAACCUUACUGUGCCCGGUGUGGCAGAGAACAGGCCGUCGGUGUUAAGAGGGGACCACCUCAAGGUCUCCAAGACUGGGGACAUGUCGCAGCCACUCACCGUCUACAAGGGCUAUGUGCAUCGCGUGGAGCUGGAUAACGUCAAACUAGGCUUCUCCAAGAAGCUAGUGCAGAACUUCAUCAGUAACAUGAAGUUUGAAGUGGAGUUCACCCUCAACCGCUUCCCUCUGAAGCUGCAGCACCGGGCGGUGGAGCUGGCCACCCAGCACAAGCUGGGGGACGUGCUGUUCCCCCGGGACUCCAAAGCCACUCAGAUCCCCCAGCCUCGCCUCCGAUUUUUCAACCGUGACUUGGAGAACAACCCGGAGCAGAAUGCCGCUAUCCAGUGGAUUGUUGCGGGGGGCUCCAUUCCGGCUCCGUACUUGGUGUUCGGCCCCCCAGGAACCGGAAAAACCGUCACUCUAGUGGAGGCCAUCAAUCAGAUCUGCAAGUCGGACCCGUACACCCACGUGGUGGCGUGCGCCCCGUCUAACAGCGCCUCUGACCUGCUGUGUGAGCGCCUCAUGGGCUACGUGGACGCCCACCAGCUCUUCCGCCUCUACGCCGGCACCCACAACCCCAAGACCGUACCCCCCAAACUACUGAAACACUGCAACUGGGACGAGCAUCAGGACUGUUUCGUCUUCCCGGCCAAAGAGACGAUGAUGAAAUACAAGGUCAUCGUCUCCACACUGUUCACUGCCGGAAGGCUCGUCUCGGGGGGCGUCCCUGUUGGCCACUUCACGCACAUCUUUGUGGACGAGGCCGGACAAGCCGUAGAGCCAGAGUGUAUCAUUGGGAUUGCAGGCUUGCUGCAUCCACAGAGAGGCCAGUUGGUGCUGGCAGGCGACCCUGAGCAGCUGGGGCCCAUCCUGCGGUCCCCACUGGCUCUGCGGCACGGACUGGGCCUUUCUCUGCUGGAGAGGCUGAUGAGGGAUUGCACGCUCUAUCAGAAGAAAGAAGACACGCACCAGUACAACGGGCGUUUUGUUACCAAGCUGCUACGCAACUACAGAUCCCACCCAGCCAUCCUCAAGGUGCCUAAUGAGCUUUUCUAUGACAACGAGCUGCAGGUGUUUGCCAACAAAAUGGACCGUGAAGCCUUCUGCAACUGGGACCACCUGCCGAAAAAGGGGUUCCCUCUGGUAUUCUGUGGGGUGAUGGGCAAAGACGAAAGGGAGGCCAACAGCCCCUCCUUUUUCAAUGUGACGGAGGUGGAGACCCUUAUCAGCUACCUCACAAAGCUAAUGGUCACCCAGGGCAAGAAGGGUAUUCCCAAACUCAGCUCCAAGGACAUCGGCAUCAUCGCCCCCUACAGGAAACAAGUGGAGAAAAUUCGAAAGGCCCUCAGAACUGUGAAAGAGCUAAGCAAGUGGAGUGACAUUAAGGUGGGCUCUGUGGAAGAGUUCCAGGGACAGGAGAGGAUGGUCAUCAUGGUGUCCACUGUCCGCAGCAGCGUCAACUACGUCAAGAUGGACCAAGACUUCAAUAUUGGCUUCCUUACCAACGAGAAGAGAUUUAAUGUGGCAAUGACCCGAGCCAAAAGCCUGCUGGUUGUGGUGGGAAACCCUGUUAUACUCAAGAAGAAUCCUACCUGGGAGAGGUUUAUUCGGUACUGUGAAGAGGAGGGAGGCUACACUGGCUUUGACUACAGUGAUGCAGAGGGGGAGGAUGAUGUGGUGGACAGACUUGCUGCCCUCCGCCUCAACCUGGAGUUUGACGAGAUGGAGGAGAGUGCUGUCCAACAGCAUGAACAUCCUGAGUGGCGGAGUGAACAGUGAUCGCCUGCAUAGCAGCCUCAUCUGGCCCGCGUCCAGCCCAGAUCCUAGCCAGACUCUGCAUCAAACUGGGCUGGCCAACAACAGACUGCCCUCAGCUCCUGCCAAGACAAUCAACCAGCCCGCUCACCCAAUCCUCCGCUCGAUACAACCGUUUAAGUAGAAAGUGGUGUGCUGCAAUCACACCAUCCUUUUACUGUGAUCAUUGGUUUCCUGUAGUCUGAACCCGAAAUCCAACAUUAGCACUUUGGGUCAUUCGGCCACUUAGAAUCCACAUGGACGUCAGCCAUGUUCUGUUUCAAUUUAUAUUUUUGCAUUUGCGCACUUCCCCAGGUUUUGUCCCUGUAGCAGGUCCUGAAACAGUCAUCCGUGCUGUCUCCAUGACCUCUCUGCUUAAUGAAAACCAAAGACCAAAACCUGUUCAUUUUUUUUAUUUCUGUCAUAUUUUAUUUUUCCUUUGGAAGUAUGCCAGCAGCAUCUAGUUAACAUUAUCGCUAGUCAGAUUAGAUAUACCAAACUUUCCCCACGUUGUUGCUGUGGUCAGAGUAGUGGCUUAUUAUGCAGAUCACCUCUGCUACUUUUAGUUUGUUUUCCUUACAGACAUUACUACAGAUUACUUCACCACAUUUAUGAAUUACACAUAUUAGUUUUCAAAAAAGGACUAUAACUGAGAAGUGAGAACCUUCUCAGUGAUGUUUUCCCGUUUCAUUAGUUACAGGAGAAGCUUUCUACAAGGGAUAUUCUUAUCAUUUCCAAAUGAGAGGAGAAUACUUUACCCCUUUCGUGCUAGAUAUCAUCUGACACUGGAAUGGAUAGGCUCUUAUGUGGUGCUGAAGAGAACCAAAUCAGUGCCUGUAUCCGUCUCAAAAAUCACUGUCAUCUGGUUUAAUAGUAAAUGGGAUUGUAUUUUUCGGACUAUUCCCUCAGUAAAAAAAAUGUUUUUGCUGUAAUCGAACCGGAAAAGCAAUAAAAAAUGACUUGUGUGGA